This is a messenger RNA of Python bivittatus (Burmese python), 603 nucleotides long. RefSeq names its product olfactory receptor 2G3-like. Gene Ontology annotation, biological process: G protein-coupled receptor signaling pathway. Gene Ontology annotation, molecular function: olfactory receptor activity. Gene Ontology annotation, cellular component: membrane. NCBI's taxonomy places the organism in Eukaryota, Metazoa, Chordata, Lepidosauria, Squamata, Pythonidae. The record is from RefSeq and is a predicted model, not a curated record.
AUGUCUUUUGAUCGCUAUUUAGCGAUAUGCAAACCACUCCAUUAUGUCACCAUGAUGAAUGGCAGAAGGUGUUUCAGACUGAUCACCUUCUCUUGGAUUAGUGGUUUUCUGGCAACUGCCAUAACACAAAUGUUUAUGUCCCAAUCAGUUUUGUGUGGUAAUAAAAUCGAUCAUUUCUUUUGUGAUACCUUCCCAAUUAUAGAAUUAUUUUGUGGGGACACUUAUGCUUUAAAACUCUUUCUUUAUGUUAUAAGUUCAAUAUUUACUUUUCCGCCAUCUAUAUUAACCCUCACUUCUUACAGUUUCAUCAUUGUAGCCAUAAUGCGAAUGCCUUCCACUAUGGGGAAACAAAAGGCAUUUUCCACCUGUUCUUCUCAUCUCCUGGUAGUGACUAUUUUUUAUGGGACACUGAUGAGUAUCUACGCAAUACCAAACACCAUAAAAGUGAGCAGUCUUCAUAAAGUGCUUUCUGUGAUCUACACCAUCCUAACCCCCAUGCUUAAUCCUAUUAUAUAUACUCUGAGAAAUAAAGAAGUGAAGGACGCCUUCAAAAGAUUUAUUUCCUUCCUCUUUUUUCAAAUUUAUAGAAAAACCAGAUAUUAA